AUUCACUCGUCUUAAUGGUCGUCCACUUCUUUCACAGCCAUUCUGGUGCUAAAGAGGAGACCAAUUUGGGCCGACUUUUGCUACAAUUCCUCGAACUCUAUGGACUUAAACUCAACUACGAAGAAGUAGGCCUUAGAGUUAGGGAUGGGACGUACGUAUCAAAGGCCGAACUCCUCAAGACUAUGGAGAUUCCGAAUGGAGAGACCAUUGGUUACAAUAACUAUAAGCCGUCCCUCCUAUGCAUUGAAGACCCUCUGAAUGCAUGCAAUAAUGUCUCGCGAAACUCGUAUGCCGUCCAUAAGGUAAGGGAUGCCUUCGCCUAUGCCUUCCAUACCCUGUAUACGGCUGUCGGACCCAAUCGGGCCGUCGUCCACACUAAUGACUCCCUUUUGGGUCGUAUUAUACGAGUAACCGAUGCGGUGGUCGAUCAGAGGAACACCCGUUCCCUUCACUACAAUCCCUACCAACGCACCAAAUGUGGACCCAAUUGUAAGCAGGGUACUUGGCGCCGACCCCGGCAGUACAGCAACUAUAGUAAUAACUCGAGUUCCGGGAACAGUAGUAAUACGGAUAGUAACGGCACUGAGAGGGCCAACUAUGGUAACAGAGAGCACGGGUAUCACAACCAUUAUAAUCACAAUUAUCAUAAUCAUCAUAAUCAUUGGAAUAAUGGCUAUAAUAAUGGAUAUAAUAAGAGAAACAAAUACAAUAAUAAUAACUACAAUAACGGCGCUAAUUAUGAUCAUCAGGGUCGACGCAACUAUUACUCAUUCAAUAACAAUAAUCAUAGAUACAAUCGGAUUGAUAACCAAGGUAUUCAACAGUGAACUCAAAACUAAUACACAGGCCUCCCA
This is a messenger RNA of Oppiella nova, 854 nucleotides long. Lineage: Eukaryota; Metazoa; Arthropoda; Arachnida; Sarcoptiformes; Oppiidae. The record is from the annotation of a GenBank genome assembly.